Molecule: messenger RNA, 2442 nt
Organism: Neospora caninum
Lineage: Eukaryota; Apicomplexa; Conoidasida; Eucoccidiorida; Sarcocystidae
Product: pdz domain protein, related
Exons: 4
Coding region: 1-2442 (813 amino acids)
Molecular function (GO): protein binding
Source: RefSeq, a predicted model, not a curated record
AUGUCGCGCGCGCCGAGCUCCUUUUUCUUCCUUCUGCUCUUCGCCUUCCUCCACUUCUCUACGGCUUCUUCAGUGAUCUUUAGUCCCCCCGCUCCGCCGACAAAACGCUUUCCACUUCCCUCACGGGCUCUGUUUGUCUCUCCGCGCUCUUCUUUCCGAGAACCCUUCUCUCCUCUUUCUCCUUCUCUUCCUUCUUUUCUUCCUUCUCCUCCUCUGUCGACUCCUUUUCCUUCCACCUUGUCUUCUCUCGCAUCUCUUUCUUCUGCGUCGCUCUCUUCGUUUUCUCCUCUCCAGAGGCAGGACGAGCGUCUCGGCUUCCUCUGUCCUCGGUUUUUUUCGCGGCGGGCGUCUCUCUUCUGCGUAGGGCCGUCGGCUGUUUGCUCUACCGUUUCUUCUUCUCCUCGUCGGAGUUUUCCCCGCCUGUCCUCUGCAGCGUGCGCGUCGCUGUCUUCGCGGAACUCCGUCUUCUCUCCUGAGGCGCCCUCUGCCUCCUUCCCGCAUUUCCUCUUGCCGGCUUCCUCCUCUUCUCUCUCCUCGUCUUCUCUUUCCUCGUCUUGUCUUUCCUCGUCUUCUUCUCUCUCGUCCUUUUCUCCUUUUCCCUCCUUUUCUCCUUUUCUCUCAGUUUGUUCUUCUCCCUCAGCUCUCCAUGGUGCGUCUCGCGGACCUCCGCGUGGUGCACUCGUGGAGGCUGCAGAAGUUGAAAAAAGGAGGAAAAAAUCUGGUGCGCCAGCGUCGCCGCCUGCGGGCGCUACCUUCCACGUCUUGAUCACUCCCGCCACGCUGCCUCCGGAGCAUGCGCGAGAGGCGAGGGCGGGCGAGAAGAGAAAAGAAGCGGCAAAUCGGAAGAGGAAAAAACACCGAAACUCGCCGAAACGCGGGGAAGAAGAAAGACAAGAAGAGGGAGAAGACGCGAGAGAAGAGGGAGAAGAAAGGGUAGAUCCGAGCGCUCAUCGCGUGAGAGAGGCAUUGCAGGCGCUUUUGUGGGAGUCGAGAAUCCAAGGCGAAUUGACUCUCGACGUGUUUCCGAGCGAAGAAGCGGCCGAGGCCUUUCUCGCGACGCUUCCGUGCAGCGUCCGCGAAAACGACGGAGGCGUCGAGCUCGGCGCGAACUGCGAGGAAAGCGAGCGGCAAUCGAGAAGAGCGAAAGAAAUCGACCAAACAGACCAACCGCGUGGUGACACACCAUUCAAACACACAGACACUCUCCCCCGCGGAGACAAAACGCAACCGCCCUCUCGCGUCUCUCCUCCAUCUGCUCCUUCUUCUCUCUCUUCUUCUCUCUCUUCUUCUCUCUCUUCUUCUCCCUCUUCUUCUCCCUCUUCUUCUCCCGCUUCUUCUGUCUCUUCUUCUCUCUCUUCCGACGGGGCUCAGCGCUGGCUGUUGCCGAGGCCGGUUCGGGUGUACAUCCACUCGAGCACGCGGGGCUUGGAGGCGACGCAGGUGGUUUCCGACUUUUCGGCGCUUGCCUUUUUGGCGGAUUUCGUGGUGCCGCGCGCGUCAAGAAAAGAGGCUUUCGGCGUAGCGUUGAAGAUGCUCGAGCGGGGAUUGCGUGAAGCGGCUGGGUCGGGAAGCGCAGAAACUGCGAACGUUCUUUUGGAAAGUGCGGCGCGGACGCUGCCGCUUCGCGGCGGCUUUCUCGUCUCCGCCAUCUUCAGGAAACAAACGGAAGUGUUUCUGCGGGGCCGCAAAGGCCACGAAGCAGUCAACGCCGCGAUUCACGCAGUCGAGGCUGCUCCAGAGUGCGCCGAAGCCUGGGGGGCUCUCGGCGACGCGUACCGAUCUCUGCAUCGCUUCUGGGAAGCACGGAGUGUCUACGAAAUUGCCUCGCGUCUUUCGCCUUUCGGCAAGCAGAAAUAUUCUCUCCUCCUCCUCGCCCUCAACCGAGCGCUGGAAGGCGCCGACUCGGACCCGGAAUUGCUGCAGGCGAACCUUCCAACGGCAGAAUCCGCGACGCUGAAAAUGCCCACCGGUUUAGCCGUCGGCGCGAACGACCCUUCUCUAGGCGGCUGCUACGUAGCCUACGUUGCCGAAGACAGCAAAGCCGAAAAGGCGGGAGUGCGACCAGGCAUGCAGAUUGUGGCGGUUGGGAACGAGGUUUUGCUGGGGAAGCCGCUGGAGGCGUGUCUGAAGGCUCUGACGUUCCCGCCGCGUCUGUCGCGUUCGGCUCCAGUUCCUUCUCUGCCUUUUCUUUUUUUUCAAGGCUGCAUCACAGAUUUGUUUGGGUUUCGCGCGUUCGCCUUUUUGCGGAGCAUCGGGCGACUGGAAGAAAUCUUCGAAAGUGUGCCGAAGAGCGAAGACAUUGUGCGGCAGAUGCAGGCUGGCGAAAAAGAAGACGAGCAUUUUGUGUUUGCCAAGGCAAACGUCGGCAAACUCCGAGUCGAUCGCGCGUACGGCCGCAAUGCAGAUUUCGACGACUUCUUGAGAAGGAAACAGUUGAUGUAG